Molecule: messenger RNA, 192 nt
Organism: Bipolaris zeicola 26-R-13
Lineage: Eukaryota; Fungi; Ascomycota; Dothideomycetes; Pleosporales; Pleosporaceae
Exons: 1
Coding region: 1-192 (63 amino acids)
Source: RefSeq, a predicted model, not a curated record
AUGCUGGGCCUUGACAAGACCUCGGCGAACAAGAGCGAUCAAAGGCGACUAAAUACCCGUACGUGCACACGGGGUCCGUCUCUUCCAUACUUGGACAUCUGGUGGGCAGCAUACGGCCUCAGGUUCUGGCCCGCAGGCUGUGUUGCAAGAGAGCCCCAAGUUUUGCGUUGCAUUCAACAUGGUCAGGUAUGA